This is a messenger RNA of Cylicostephanus goldi, 444 nucleotides long. The record is from the annotation of a GenBank genome assembly. Lineage: Eukaryota; Metazoa; Nematoda; Chromadorea; Rhabditida; Strongylidae.
AAACCUAAACACAAGGUCGGAAAGGUUCAGCACGGAGUUCUGACUGAAGUACGCAAUCAUGUCGUUGUUGAAGAUGGAGUCGAGAAGCUGAUCCUCAAUGAUGGUGACACCACAGCAGAUUCGAAUAUAGACGCAGGGAGCUCUAAGGUGUUUGUGGAUGAAAAGCCCUCAGCCAACAAUGACAAGAGUGGAAGUCAUGAAUGGUCAAAUGAAGAGUACAAACGAGAGUUGAACAAAUAUAAGAAGAAGCACCACAUUAAUUCUACUAAUGAACCGAGAAACGAAACGUCCUGCGACCUGUACAUGCGCUGCCGGAAUCAAAUGCACCUGGCUGUAGACAGUUGCGCCUGGCGAUUUGCCAGCGGUAAAGUACUUCCAACAUUGGCUGAAAGUGCUGAAAGUCUUCUUUACAAGGUAAUGUUUUUGAAAGCACGCCUUAUUUGA